Messenger RNA from Lactuca saligna, 3015 nucleotides. The record is from the annotation of a GenBank genome assembly. NCBI's taxonomy places the organism in Eukaryota, Viridiplantae, Streptophyta, Magnoliopsida, Asterales, Asteraceae.
AUGAUUUUCAAUUUUCGGGAGGGAGAUACAGCAAGCAAGAUACACCAAGUUUUAUCACAAUACUUUAUUACUAUAAUGGACUACCCUCAGCACUAUGAAGGUUGCCCAGUGUUGACAAUAGAGGUGAUCCACCAUUUUCUUAAAUCAAGUGAAAGCUGGCUCUCACUUGGACAACAUAACAUUUUGCUAAUACACUGUGAGGUUGGUGGUUGGCCAGUCUUGGCUUUCAUGUCUGCUGCUCUUCUUCUUUACAGAAAACAUUUCACUGCUGCAAAUAGGGCCCUGGAGAUGGUUUAUAAGCGGGCACCACCUGAUGUGUCAGUGUCACCGCAGCUGAUGUCACCAUUGAAUUCUUUAGCUUCUCAGUUGAGGUACUUACAGUAUGUGUUAAAGAGGAAUGCUGAUGAGCAAUGGCCUCCAGCAGACAAACCACUUACAUUAGUUUGUGUGAUGAUGAGAAUGAUUCCUGAUUUUGAUGGAAAAGGGGGUUGUUGUCCUAUAUUUAGAAUUUAUGGGCGUGAUCCUUUGUUACAUGUUGAUAGAACCUCUAAACUUCUUUUUUCAACUCCAAGGAGGAGUAAACAUGUCUGCUCAUACAAUCAGGCAGAAAGGGAAGUGGUCACAAUAGAUAUUAAUUGCAAUAUUCAAGGUGACGUUGUGCUGGAGUGUCUUAACUUGCAUGAUGACAUGGUGAAGGAAGAUAUGAUGUAUAAGGCCAUGUUCAACACAGCGUUCAUCAAGUCAAAUACUUUAUUGCUUAAUCGUGAUGAAAUCGAUGUGUCUUGGGACAUUAAGGAUCAGUUUUCUAAAGACUUUAAAGCUGAGCUUCUUUUCUCCAAAAUGGACGCUACAGCUUCUAAGGUUCCAGUAGAUUUAUCUUGUUUCGAAGAAGAGGGGCUACCAAUGGAAGCAUUUACUAAGGUUCAAGAUAUGUUUAGUAGUGUGGAUUGGCUUGUACCUAAAAGUGAUGCGGCUUUGAAUAGGUUACAUAAUAUGGCUUUAUCAGAUAUUGUUAAUGAAAUGUUGGGGAUUCAAAGCACUGAUCAAUCUAGCAACCUACUUCAAACACUUCCUGUAAACAAUCAAGGCAAAGAAGGAACUACAGUAUCUCAUACAAAGCCAAAGGUUUCAUUUCUUUGUGAUAAGAAGAGCUCAUCUGGUAUUGUGGGGCCCAGAAGUGUUUCGCUUCCUAGACAGUUACCCUCUUCAAACCAGUUACAAGCAUCAUUGGAUGGUGGUACAAAACCUUUUUCAUCUUUUAAAUUCAUGUCACCUCAUAUAAUCUUGACAUUUACACAUCCUUCUGUUUCUGACAUACUCGAGACACAAUUGCAUGAUGGUGGGACAUCUUCCUUGCCUCCUUCUGUCCCACCACCUGGGCCGACUCAACCACCUCCAAAGAGUGAUGGAGGUGGUGAACCUCCGCCACCACCACCACCACCAGUUAAACCACCAGAACCACCAGCGCCACCCCCACCAAAAGCAAAACCAGCGCCACCACCACCACCACCACGUAAAUCAGCUCCACCACCACCGUCUCCUCCGGUUAACGGGAACAAAGAAGGCGCUGCAGGUCCACCACCUCCACCACCAGCUUCAAAAGGAGGUGGUGUAACUGCUCCAUCUCCACCACCUCCUAUAAAUAAACCGCGUGUUUUAUCAAGGACAUCUGCUGUGAAAACUCAACCAGCAAAAAAGCUGAAGCCUUUACAUUGGUCAAAAAUAAAUAGAGUAGGACAAGGAAGCUUGUGGGCUGAAGCAGAAAACUCUGGUGAAACUGCAAGGGCACCAGAGAUUGACAUGUCCGAACUUGAAACACUCUUCUCAGCAUCAAAUCCAAAUUCUGACAAGGCCUCAAAAGCGAAAUCCAAAAUUGAUCACAGGCGGGCGUAUAACUGUGAAAUCAUGCUUUCAAAGGUGAAGACACCAUUCCCUGAAUUGAUGGAACAUGUCCUUAAUUUGGAUGAAUUAGCAAUGAAUGUUGAGCAGGUGGAUAAGCUUAUCAAGUUCUGUCCUACGAAGGAGGAGAUGGAACUACUUGAGGGCUAUAAAGGAGAACCUGAAAUGUUGGGAAAAUGUGAACAGUUCUUCUUAGAGCUAAUGAAAGUUCCACGUUCAGAAGCGAAGCUUGUAGUUUUUUCAUAUAAGAUACAGUUUAGUACACAGGUUUCAGAACUUAGGGAUAAACUAAAUGAUGUAUAUUUAUCAGUAGAACAGAUUAGGAGUUCUGUAAAGUUUAGAAGAGUCAUGCAGACGAUUCUUUCUCUUGGAAAUGCUUUGAAUCAUGGAACUGCAAGAGGUGCUGCUGUUGGGUUCAGACUAGACAGCCUCUUAAAACUAAAUGAAACACGUGCUAGGAGCAAUAAAAUGACUCUCAUGCAUUAUCUUUGUAAGGUCCUUGCAGACAAACUGCCUGAACUUUUGGAUUUUUCCAAGGAACUUGGCAGCUUGGAACCUGCAUCAAAGAUACAACUAAAAUUUUUGGCAGAAGAGAUGCAAGCGAUUACAAAAGGACUAGAGAAAGUAGUCCAAGAAAAGAAAUUGUGUAAAAAAGAUGGACAUGGGUCAAAAAAAUUUCGGAAGACUCUCAAAAAGUUUCUUGCUUCUGUGGAACCUGAUGUGAAGUCCUUGGCUGCACUUUACUCUGAAGUGGGUAAAAGUGUGGAUGCUUUACCUAUUUACUUUGGAGAAGACCCUGCCAAAUGCCCAUAUGAAAAAAUUGUUGAAACUUUGCUUAAGUUUGUGAGAAUGUUUAAUCAAGCCCAUGAUGAAAACUGCAAGCACAUAGAGACGGAGAAAAAAGCCGCACAGAAAGCAGCAGCUGGACAACAAAGACUAAAGGCAGAAGAAAAAGAAAAGUCGAAAUUUUAUGUGACAACUGAUAGUGCUGGAAGAUCACCAGAAAGCCAAAGAGAAAUGGAUGUGAGUAAUUUUUUGCAGUUGGCCUCUUGUAAAUGUAUAGGAAACUUAGUGUUGCAGCUGAGCAGUAAGAUGUACAAAAUUUGUAAUAUUUAG